AUGCUUCAUAAUACUACUGUAGCAUAUGAAGAUAAUCCAAAUCAUAUGAUUAUUUGGCUAGAUGAGCAUAUUGGGCAACCUGACAGAUAUCAACACUUAAAAAAAGUAUUUUCAACUAGCGCUGAUCCCAAAAAUGAAACACCAGUGAAACUAUUUGAUAAAGACGUUACAGAGUUACUUAGGGUAGAAGGUCCUUUGCCAGUAAACUUUGAAGGUGUCUGGUUUUUAUUGGCAGCAUUCACAGAUAUUGAAAGCUGCAUCAAUUGUUUCGAACAAAACCAAGAUAAACGAAUUUUUUUUAUUACAUCAGGAUCAUUGGGAAAAGAUGCUGUACCGAUUAUUAUUGAAAGAUUUAGAGAAACAUUUACUGAUCCAGUUACUGAUCAACCAUACAUGUACAUUUAUGUUUUUUGUCAUAAUAUUUCAUCUCAAAUUGAUUGGGCGUUUGAAUACCGUGAUUAUAUCCACAUAUUCAAUUUCGAUGCAGAUCUAUUAAGUCGUAUGGUACAUGACAUUGGUGAUUAUUUUCUUACAGAAGGUAAACGUCUAUUAGAUGACAGUCCUCCCAAUAAUUCAGCUGCUUAUCAUCGUCUAAAUUGGGCGCGUAAGCUUUUUCACCGAUACAGCGAACUAGAAAAAGUCUCAAUGAAGAAAGAACUUGCUGAAGUCAAUCAACUUCGAGAAGAGGUGGAAGAAGAAUUAAAAUCAUCGUCCGAUGAAGAAUGA
Molecule: messenger RNA, 726 nt
Organism: Rotaria sp. Silwood2
Lineage: Eukaryota; Metazoa; Rotifera; Eurotatoria; Philodinida; Philodinidae
Source: the annotation of a GenBank genome assembly